AAAAUCCUAUUUAUCAUACUUAACUUAAAACCUAGUGUGGUCUAGUAACGCCUGAAAUAGCCACGGUUUUCAUCUUUUCGGUCUGCAAAUGGCUCUUGCCGUGCUGGGUUUUUCUUAUUCGCCAAAACGACUCUCCUUAUCUUUUGCAAAAUGCUUGAGACACAGAGAUGAUGGUUCGGAUUUGGCGACGUUAUCGCGUCCGAGUUCUCCUCAUAAGUGGCGUGUGGUCAUUGCAUACGACGGAAAAAAGUUUGCAGGUUGGCAAUACCAAGAAUCACCACCAACAAUACAGUGCCUUAUAGAAAAAGCCUUGACGCGUAUCACAAAACUUGAUCGCAAACAGCUUCAUUUGGUUGGUGCAGGUAGAACUGAUGCUGGUGUUCAUGCGUGGGGUCAGGUUGCCCACUUUAUCACUCCUUUUAAUUAUGAUUGCUUGGAGAGCAUUCAUGCUGCACUUAAUGGCCUUCUUCCCUCUGAAAUCCGAGUGAGGGAAAUCAGUCCUGCAUGUCCUGAGUUUCAUGCUCGGUUCUCCACAAUUAGUAAGUUAUAUCAUUAUAAGAUCUACAACGGUCUGAUCAUGGAUCCAUUUCAAAGUCGUUAUGCCUACCAUAGUGGUUAUAAACUGAACCCAGUUGUCAUGAGGGAGGCUGCAUCAUAUUUUGUUGGUAGGCAUGACUUCACCUCUUUCGCUAAUGUGUCACACAGUGAUGGAUUGGUCAAUCCUGUUAAGGAAAUCUUUCAGUUUCAUGUCAAAGAAAUGGUAUUUCAUGGAACCACAUAUAUUUCUAUGGACAUGCUUUUUUGUUGUAUAAAUAUUUUUUUUAUUAUUAUUUUUGCUUCUAUUGAUUCCGUUAUCAAUCCUUCCUUUUUUAUUGCCACAUGUUAUCUGCAGGAUCAUGUUUUUCAAAUUGAGGUUGAAGGUACAGGUUUUCUAUAUAGACAAGUAAGAAACAUGGUCAACAAAACAAAACACGAUCGCUUGUUCUUCCACAUAGGCCGAAUACUGCGCCUUAGCCACUGAAGCAUCCAAAGUCCUCUGGCUCCGACGACUUCUCUAAGACUUUCAUCUACCUCAGAUCACUCCCACAACAAUCUACUACGACAACACCUCCGCAAUAGCACUAGCAAACAAUCCUGUGUUUCACGCCCGCACAAAGCAUAUUGAGGUCAAUUGCCACUUCAUCAGGGACUCCAUUCAGGGCAAGCAUCUCUCUGUCCAUCAUAUUUGCCCUACAGAUCAGCUCGCAGAUGUUUUUACAAAACCGCUUACACAAUAGUGCUUCAAAGAUCUAUCCUCCAAACUUAUCGUUGAUUCCUAACCAUAAGUUUGCGGGGGGCUGUUAACCACAAGGCUGACGUGGACUCUCCACGUCACCGUACUUUCUUUUAUUACCAUUAAAUGUACUUUCUUGUUUCUUUAUUCUCUUCCUUCAUCUAUAUAUAGGGAAGUGUAUCCUGUAAUCAGAUGAUGAAAAUAUAGUGGAAAAGGCUCUUUACGUUUUCCUUCUCU
Molecule: messenger RNA, 1510 nt
Organism: Dendrobium catenatum
Lineage: Eukaryota; Viridiplantae; Streptophyta; Magnoliopsida; Asparagales; Orchidaceae
Product: tRNA pseudouridine synthase A 1
Exons: 5
Coding region: 89-1021 (310 amino acids)
Biological process (GO): tRNA pseudouridine synthesis
Molecular function (GO): RNA binding; pseudouridine synthase activity
Source: RefSeq, a predicted model, not a curated record